This is a messenger RNA of Melopsittacus undulatus (budgerigar), 3371 nucleotides long. RefSeq names its product protein tyrosine phosphatase non-receptor type 5 (gene PTPN5). Gene Ontology annotation, molecular function: protein tyrosine phosphatase activity; protein kinase binding. Bases 15 to 1592 code for a protein of 525 amino acids. The transcript is spliced from 12 exons. The record is from RefSeq and is a predicted model, not a curated record. Gene Ontology annotation, biological process: signal transduction; peptidyl-tyrosine dephosphorylation. Gene Ontology annotation, cellular component: cytosol; cell junction; plasma membrane. NCBI's taxonomy places the organism in Eukaryota, Metazoa, Chordata, Aves, Psittaciformes, Psittaculidae.
CCAAUCCAGCUGUUAUGGAGUCAAUGGAUGAAGCUGAAGGACAACACGAGCAGCUGAACAGGAAGGAGCAGUACCUGAAAACCUCCCAGAAAACAGCACUACUUGGUUGGGCUGCAUGGUGGAAUAGAUUGAUGCCUGGAGACAGCAUGUAUCUGUUUGUCCUUUCACAGAUACUGCUUCUCGGCACGAUGCUGUGGUACAGCACUUACGGGACCAUCCCAGGAGCUCAGAAUGCAUUUGACCUGCUGUCUUACUUGCUUACUCCAUUUAAGCAGUUUUUGUCAGAUCAAGGGGAGGGCCUGACAAGAAUAGGGAGCAUUGUGGUAUCAUACAUCCUGCUGUCUUUAGCUUCUCUAGGACUUCUAUUUGUAGGUUCUCUGUUCUGGCAUCUACUGAGAGCCCAUCCGGACCCUCCUUUUCCACUGCAAGAAGACAGACGCCAGUCUGUGAGCCGGCAGCCUUCAUUCACGUACUCAGAGUGGACAGAGGAUAAAAAUGAGGAUGACUUCCUAGAUUUGGAUCCUGUACCAGAGACUCCGGUCUUCGACUGCGUAAUGGACAUUAAAGUGGAGACAGAUCCAGCUACUCUAACAGUUAAAUCCGUGGGCUUGCAAGAAAGGAGAGGUUCAAAUGUUUCACUCACACUGGAUAUGUGUACCCCAGGCUCCUCUGAGCAAGGUUUUGGCUAUGUCAUGUCACCACGGGAACAGUCAGCCCAGGAAUACCUUCAGACGGCAUCAAACAUCCUUACUGAAGAGGAACUGCACAAGAAAGCACUGGAUUCUUUCAUACUCCAGGCAGAGUUCUUUGAAAUUCCUAUGAACUUUGUUGAUCCAAAGGAAUAUGAUAUUCCAGGCUUAGUGCGUAAGAAUCGCUACAAAACAAUUCUUCCAAAUCCUCACAGCAGGGUGUGCCUUACCUCAGCUGAUCAGGAUGACCCCCUCAGCUCUUACAUCAAUGCUAACUACAUCAGGGGCUAUGGAGGAGAGGAAAAGGUAUAUAUUGCUACUCAGGGACCGAUAGUUAAUACUGUCAGUGAUUUCUGGAGAAUGGUGUGGCAGGAGCGUUCUCCCAUCAUUGUCAUGAUUACCAAUAUAGAAGAGAUGAAUGAGAAAUGUACAGAAUAUUGGCCAGAGGAACAGGUCACCUACGAAGGAAUAGAAAUCACAGUUAACAAAGUCAUACAAGCAGACGAUUACCGUUUAAGGCUCAUCACCCUGAAGAAAGGAGAAGAAGUCAGAAACUUGAAACAUUACUGGUACACAUCUUGGCCAGACCAGAAGACACCAGAUCAAGCCCCACCUCUGUUGCAGCUAGUACUGGAAGUGGAAGAGGCCAUGCAGAGUGCAGAAGAGAAUAAUGCACCAGUGAUUGUUCACUGCAGUGCAGGCAUCGGGAGGACUGGCUGCUUUAUUGCAACUAGUGUCUGCUGUAAACAGCUGAAGAGCGAGGGCAUAGUUGACAUAUUGCGAACAGCCUGCCAGUUACGGUUAGACAGGGGAGGAAUGAUCCAGACUUGUGAACAGUAUCAAUUUGUCCAUCAUGUCAUGAGCUUGUAUGGAAAACAGCUUUCUAGAGCUGCAGAAGAAUAAAUGUUCAUGAUAUUCCUAAAGGCUAAAACCAAGAGAAGUUUUGACUGCAUUCAGAUAUAUUUCAGAUCUGAUAAGAGACACAUGGUAACCUGGCUGUCUUAGCUGGAAAAAUAUAUUAUUUUACUUUGAUUUUGCUUUUAUGCUCUUGUUUGCAUUGACAUUUAAGAGCUGAGGUACGCCUUGUCUUAAACAUGUGACAGGACAUAAUCUUCACCAAAAAAGGCUUAUUUAUACUGUAAAUAAGAAUAGUAGCUUCAUUUGUUACAAAAGCAAGAAAAAAAUAAGAAAAAAAAUCCACUGUCUUCAGUUCGCUAUUUUUAAAAGAUUGUUGCUAAUAUAUUCAAAUACAGUGUGAAAUUUUUUGAAUUGUCAUGCUGAAAUGUGGCGUAUAUUGACUAAGCUUGGAAGUAACUUUUUGCCUAUUUCUGAUUGUUUUUACAUAUAAAAUUACCGAAUACUGUGUAUAUCGUAAACCUUCUGAGCCUCUGCAUUGAAAGGUUCAAGUAGAUCCACAUUGAAAUGAUGUUUCACACAUCAUCUUUGCUUGUUUAUUUUUUCUAAAGCAGUCCAUCACCAGUGUUAUCAGAACUAAGGGAUAGAGAGGGGAACACUUCAGUGACUUGAGUCAGAUUCUUACCUCUCGAUCUUACCAGCAGUGUGCCCCAGUAUCAUGACAGCUGGGUGAAUCUGAGGAGCAUAGUAGAAGUUAACCUGAAGAGAAAUUCUUCAUGCUUUACCUUUUCUUUGUAAUAAUUUGGCAUCUCAUUCAGCCACCAGAUUUGACUUUUGCAAAUAGUUUCUCUUUUUAUGGAGAUGACAAUCCGAAUACAAUUUCCCCUGAAAUUUGAGGCUUGAAAUCGUGUGAGGAAUUUGCUGAGUUAUAUUAAUCUUUGUUAAAAAUGUAAUAAAAUCACUUGUAUUAUAUGAAAUUGAAACAGUUUCAAACCUUUGAGGGUGAUGAGGUGCUCAGUGCUCAUUUAAAUUAAUGCAAUUCCUAUAGAGAGCUUUAAAAAAAAUCAUUGUGAAUGUGUUGGCUGCUUUCUGAUAAAUUUGCCCUUAAACCAAAUUCAGACAGUCAUUAGCCCAUUCUAAUUACUACCCCAGGCAGCAGUGUUCCCUUUUCAAUAAUACAGACUGCUGCCCAGGCUUUUCUUUUUAGACCUCAAGCAGGCUGUAAAGACUUCAGUUUGUGCUUUUUGCUUAGAGGUAAGCACAUGUUCAAGUAUUUUAUUGAACACAGGAAAAUGGAGAUACACAGGACCCUUAACAUGAAAGAUGAGAGGUUCGUGAAUAGAAGCUAUAAUGAUCUACUAAAAAUAUUUUUGCUUCUCUUUAUUUGUAACAAUAACCAAAACCCACUGCUUUUAUUAGUGCAGGAGAUUCUGAGAAUUUACUGCACUUCCUAAUCAGGAGAAGGUAAAGCAGCUCUCAGAACAAUAAGGGCUGAUCCUGCUCCCACUGAGAUUUUGCCAUUGACGUCAAUAGGUGCAGCGUAGGGCCUGAAAUGCUAUGCCUACAACUUCAUCACUGUGGGGAAAGUUUCCCAGUAUUUCAGUACACAUCUUUGUGUUUAUUCUGUAUCCAUGAACCUGUAAAAAUCCUGUCAGCAGGGUUUGCAUGAAUGUGUGGCAAAAUGUGUUAUCUUUAAACCACUUGAUUUUAUUGCUGUAUUUAAAAUAUUUUCUUCAGUGAGAAGCUAGCAGGAAGAACUGGCAUUCUUUUUAAAAAUACUGGUGGUACUCAUUAAAUAGAGCAAUAAACUUAAGCUUUUGAGCAUAA